This is a messenger RNA of Symbiodinium pilosum, 456 nucleotides long. The record is from the annotation of a GenBank genome assembly. Lineage: Eukaryota; Dinophyceae; Suessiales; Symbiodiniaceae.
GUGUUGAAAAAGAGGGGGCUGAAGAAGGACCAGGGUAUGGAAGACGAGGACGCCGAUGAAGAUCCUGAAGCCUUGUCAGAGAGUGCGCAAAAGGCCGUGGACAAGGCCACAGGGAAGAAGCUGAAGCGACGAGAGCUGAAGGCUCCAAAGAAGAAGUCCAGGUCUAUUGUCAAGAAGAGCCUCGAUGAGGUGUUGAAGUCUGCUAGUGAUGAGGAUGAGCGACCCAAUUUUCUACCUGCCAAGCGCGAUGUUUACAAAGAGGUUGGCAUCACCAGGCAGGAGGUGGAGAGGUAUUGGAAGCGACGAGAUGAAGCGUCCAAAAAUUUUGUGGACAAGUUUGUGGGUCCAUACUUCAUCAUCUAUCCGAUAUUGAUCAUCAUCAUUCUCUACCUGAUCUACGACUCCAUCGUGAACCCGCAGGAGUUUGUGACAGCCUCCCCUACUGGACUGGACUAG